Molecule: messenger RNA, 909 nt
Organism: Saprolegnia parasitica CBS 223.65
Lineage: Eukaryota; Oomycota; Saprolegniomycetes; Saprolegniales; Saprolegniaceae
Exons: 6
Coding region: 1-909 (302 amino acids)
Biological process (GO): protein deubiquitination; proteasome-mediated ubiquitin-dependent protein catabolic process; regulation of proteasomal protein catabolic process
Molecular function (GO): proteasome binding; cysteine-type deubiquitinase activity
Source: RefSeq, a predicted model, not a curated record
AUGCAGCAGGAUAGCGACGAGUUUGUGUCGGCGCUCUUCAGCACGCUGGGUCGCCAGCUCAAGGCGCCGACGACGACCAUCAAGAGCUUGGAGUCGACCGACAACAUGGUCGACGCGCUCUUUGGCCUCGAAAUGGAAGAACGCCUCGAGUGCGGCGAGACAGACGCUGAGCCCGUCAUGAUGAAGAAGGAGAAGGCGCUCAAGCUCGUGUGCAACAUCACGAAGGACACCAACCACAUCUCGGAGGGCAUUACGAUCGGCCUUGAGGGCACGAUUGAGAAGAACUCGGACAUUCUCGGCCGCAACGCGACGUGGAAGAAGACGAUGAAGAUCAACCGCCUCCCCAAGUACAUUUGCGUGCAGUUCAUGCGCUUCUACUGGAAGCUCACGCCCGAGAGCCGCGACCACACGGGCGUCAAGUGCAAGAUGCUGCGCCCGAUUAGCUUUCCCCAAGUGCUCGACAUGUUCCGUUUUGCUCGGACGAACUUAAGGCCGUCCUCAAGGAACGCCGACUUGAUUUUGAACGAAUUCAAAGACAAGAAGCCGGAAGCGACAACCGCGGGCGACGCUGAAGAGAAGCCCGACGUGGACAUGGAAGGCCUCUCGGCGGAGGAGAAGGAAGCGCUCGAGGUGGCCAAGACCAUGUCGAUGGCCAACGGCCGCGCGUCGGCCGGCAUCGGCCUGCCCCUCGACUUCCAGGGCAACUAUGAGCUGUUUGCAGUCGUGACGCACAAGGGCCGGUCGGCCGACUCGGGGCACUACAUUGGCUGGGCGCGCGUCAAGGACGACGACUGGCUCUGCUUUGACGACGACAAUGUGAGCCCGUGCAAGACGGAGGACAUUCAGAAGCUCAAGGGCGGCGGCGACUGGCACAUGGCGUACCUCACCUUUUACCGGGCAAAGAACUAG